Molecule: messenger RNA, 5829 nt
Organism: Oncorhynchus nerka (sockeye salmon)
Lineage: Eukaryota; Metazoa; Chordata; Actinopteri; Salmoniformes; Salmonidae
Product: potassium voltage-gated channel subfamily A member 2
Exons: 1
Coding region: 124-1608 (494 amino acids)
Biological process (GO): protein homooligomerization; potassium ion transmembrane transport
Cellular component (GO): juxtaparanode region of axon; membrane; dendrite
Molecular function (GO): delayed rectifier potassium channel activity; protein binding
Source: RefSeq, a predicted model, not a curated record
GUGACAUCCUGUGAGAUCCUGUGGCCGCCCGGUCUUUACGGCAUUGAAUCCCCUCCCUCUCCUCCGUCCCCCUCCCAGCAGUUUCCUGGCUGAAAAGCGCAGGCUCCCUGCUCCCCCAGCAGAAUGACUGUAGCCACUGGUGACCCCUCUGACGAGGCGGCAGCGCACCCGGGGAACCCGGCUGAGUACGACCCUGACGCUGACCACGAGUGCUGCGAGAGAGUGGUCAUCAACAUCUCUGGGCUGCGUUUUGAGACACAGCUUAAAACCCUCUCCCAGUUCCCCGACACUCUGCUGGGGGACCCCAAAAAGAGGAUGCGCUACUUCGACCCACUGAGGAACGAGUAUUUCUUCGACCGGAGCCGCACCAGCUUUGAUGCCAUUCUCUAUUUUUACCAGUCAGGAGGGAGGCUACGGCGGCCGGCCAAUGUGACCCUCGAUAUUUUCUCAGAGGAGAUCCGUUUCUAUGAGCUGGGGGAUGAGGCCAUUGAGCUCUUCAGAGAGGAUGAGGGUUUCGUCAAGGAGGAAGAGAGGCCACUUCCUGACAAUGAGUUUCAGAGGCAAGUGUGGCUGCUCUUUGAGUACCCAGAGAGCUCAGGUCCCGCUAGGAUUAUCGCUAUCAUCUCCGUCAUGGUCAUCCUCAUCUCUAUCGUAAGCUUCUGCCUGGAAACCCUGCCCAUCUUCCGCAACGACGACGACGAACCGCACAGUGUCUUUGACACCAAUACCAACACCACAAUCUACUUCACGUCCACCUACUUCACCGACCCAUUCUUCAUCCUGGAGACGCUCUGCAUCAUCUGGUUCUCCUUUGAGUUCCUGGUGCGCUUGUUCGCCUGCCCCAGCAAAUCGGGCUUUUUUGGUAACGUCAUGAACAUCAUUGACGUUGUUGCCAUCAUCCCUUACUUCAUCACCCUGGCCACAGAGCUGGCUGAGAAACCAGAGGAUGGCCAGGCGGGUCAGCAAGCCAUGUCCCUGGCGAUUCUCAGGGUCAUCCGUCUAGUGCGAGUCUUCCGAAUUUUCAAGCUCUCGCGACACUCCAAGGGGCUUCAGAUCCUGGGCCAAACCCUGAAAGCUAGUAUGAGGGAGCUCGGUCUGCUGAUCUUCUUCCUCUUUAUUGGAGUCAUACUUUUCUCCAGUGCUGUCUACUUUGCGGAAGCUGAUGAGCCCGAAUCGCAAUUUGAAAGCAUCCCAGACGCCUUCUGGUGGGCUGUUGUCUCCAUGACGACAGUAGGGUAUGGUGACAUGGUUCCGACCACCAUUGGUGGCAAGAUUGUGGGCUCCCUCUGUGCCAUUGCAGGUGUGCUGACAAUUGCCUUGCCCGUGCCUGUCAUUGUUUCCAACUUCAACUACUUCUACCACCGUGAGACAGAGGGCGAGGAGCAGGCCCAGUGUCUAGGCCCAGUCACCAAAGAGGACUCGAAUGAAGAGCUGAAAAAGAGCCGGAGCGGCUCAACCAUCAGUAAAUCAGACUACAUGGAGAUCCAGGAAGGGGUGAACAACAGUAUUGAGGACAUCCCUGAAGAGAACCUCAAGACUCAGGCCAACUGCACAACGUUGGCCAACACAAACUAUGUCAACAUCACCAAAAUGCUCACAGACGUGUAGCCAGCCGGCAGGCAUUGUCCUCUCGGUGAGGUUGAGGGGUCAAAGGAUAGGACAGGUGUGUAGCCUCCUUUUUCACAUGUGCUGCUGGAAUAUCAAGGCAAUAGAUUCAGGACGUAUACCUGUACUCGUCUCUUGUGAGUGGUGAGAAACACCAGAGACCAUGUGCUCACUCCUCCCCUAACUCCCCCUGUUAGCUCGUCACACCUUGCCCUCAAACUGACCUUCUGUCAGAUUUAAAAUCUUAUAAUCCACAUUUUGCUUGUUGAUGUCUGCAUGGAGUUGGGUUUGUCAGUGUGACUUUUUCAAAUAACCUGUUCACAACAGUAGUACAAAAAAGAGGAGAAAUGUAGUUAAAAAAAGGGGGAAUUUAUAGUUUCCAGAAUAACCACACCACCAACACUGCUUCAGCCCCCCUGUGCCGGCCCCUACCCUGGCCUCCCUUCAUUGCUAAAGGCACACUGCGCUUCUGAAGAGUCUUGUUUGCGUGUUACAAUAUGCUGCUUCCUGGAGCAAGCGAAACAAACCCGUUCUGUGGUGAACUACUUGGAGAUUACAGAACGUGUGAGCAUUAAGCAAGCGUGCUGCGCUGCUGAGGCCUGUCAUGACCUGAGUCUGAGGAGUGUGAUACUGUAGUAGCAGUCCACACGUUUUACGGGAUAUCAGCUCCAGAAGCUUAUGAUGGUUUGACUUAUUUUCUUCAGUAGACAUCAGUAUCUGAUGAAUGACUGAGAAUGUCCUUGACUUUUCACUGCUUUAGUCUUACAUGAUGUAUGUGUUUACUGUACAUUGCAAUGCAAGCAUCCCUCCUCCACUCACCUGCAUCAGUCUGAACCAGUCUUACUGCAGCUUUGAGGACAAAGUGAAUGUCUCUUCCUCUUUCAUAAAAAAAAGAAGUGUACUCAUUUACAUACAGAUAGGUAAGUAGUUGUGACUGUAACCGAUACAGUAGCUAGAUACGGUAGGUAAUGUAGGUAGUAACUGUAGCCAGUUGAUUGUUGCAUGGAGUUCUUAACUGAAUGAGUGUUCUCACUCACACAACUAUCAUUGCUCCAAAGACACAGUUUAUUGUCUUGCUCUCUAUAACCUUCUAUCAUACAUGUGAAGGGUUGACUAUAAAGUGGGUAUCAUACAUGUAAGUAUUCACCCCCCAUGGAUUUUCUCACAUUUUGUUGCCUUACAAAGUGGGAUUGAAAUAGAAUUCAUUGUGAUUUUUUUAGCCAAUGAUCGCCAUAAAAUACUCCAGAAUGUCAGAGUAAAAAAAAAACAUUUAAACACAAUUUGACAAAGUAUUCACUCCUUUUGUUUACUCAAGCCUAAAUGAGUUCAGGAGUAACAUUUGUCUUAACAAAUCACAUAAUCAUUUACAUGGACUCACUCUGUGUGAAAUUAUAGGGGUUGACAUGACAUUUGAAUAACUACCCCUUCCUCUGUCCCCCAUAUAUACAACAUCUGUAACUUCCCUCAGUCAAGUAUUGAACCUCGAGCACAGAUUCAACUACAAAGACCAGGGAGAUUUUCAGAAACCUCAUAAAGAAGGACAGGGAUUGGUAGAUGGGUAACAAUAACAAAGUAGACAUUGAAUAUCUCUGUAAGCAUGGUCAAGUGAAUAAUUCUGCUGUUAGAUUAGGUAUUCAAUCACCUAGACACGUCAAACAUACAAUCGUCCUUCUAGACUGAGCUGCAGGGCAGGAAGGAAACUGCUCAGGGAUGUCACCCUGAGGCCAUUGGUGAUUUUUUAAAACGGCUACGGAGUUCAAUGGCUAUGAUGGGAGAGAACUGAUCAACAACAUUGUAGUGACUGCACAAAAAUGACUUAAAAAGAAGAAUCCACAUUUUCAGAAUAUAAAUAUUCCAAAACAUGCAUCAUGUAUGCAACAAGGCACUACAUUAAUACAGAAAGAAAACAUGUUUGGGGAAAAUCCAACAGAACACAUCACUGGCUGCAUCAUGGUAUGGGUAUGAGUUUUUCAGGAGAAAAAUAAGUGGGAUGAAGCUAAUCACUGGCAAAAUCCUAGAGAUGAAUUCACCUUUCAGCAGGACAAUAAACAACAACACAAGUGCAAAUCUUACACUGGAGUUGCAUACCAAGAAGACAGUGAAUGUUCUUAGUGGCCAAGUUACAGUUUGACUUAAAUCUGCUUGAAAAUCUAUGGCAGUACUUGAAAAUUGCAGUCUAGCCAUGAUCCCCAACACCUUGACAAAGCUUGAAUGAUUUUGAAAAUAAUAAUGGACAAAUGUUGCACAAUCCAGGUGUACAAAGAUCCCAGAGACUUACCCAGAAAGACUCAUCGCUGCCAAUGGUGUUUCAAACAUGUGUUGACUCGGGGUGAAUACUUGACUAAUCAAAGUACUGUAUAUUAGUGCUUUAUUUUUCAUUCAUCUUUAAAACAUUUUGGAACUUUUCUUCCACUUUGACAUUACAGAGUAUUUGGUGUCGAUCGUUGACAACAACAAAUGACAAAAAAAUUAUAUCUAUUUUAUUCCCACUUUGUAACACAAUCAAAUGUGAAGAAAUCCAAGGGGGUGAAUACUUAUGUUAGGUUAUUAUCUAACAAGUUACAAGGGUGUCUAAAAGGUUACCAUGCCCCAAACCGGCCCUAUAGUUUGGAGGAUAUUGUGUUCCUGACAUUUGCCCCAAAUAUAACAUUCCAGCCACACCGCUGAGCUGAAAACAUAGAGGUGUUUAUAUACCGCAGUCAUUGCAGCUGAGCUUUAAUUUGAGGCAAAAUGCAUUAGUUAAUUACUUACAGUACUCAUGCAGUUUAGUUGCAGCAUUAAUCUCAGUUACAGACAGACUUGUGUGGCCUUGCCUCACGGCUGUCUUGUACAACUGUGUCCAUCGUGUCUUCACGAUGAGCUAUUGGCACAGCUAAUGGGACAUGUAUAAAAUGAUGCUUCCUCCCUAAACUGCGGUCAAUACAAGAAGGCUAACUGAAUGCUAACUCUCCUAGUGUUGCAUGACCUCAAUACAUUCACAGAAGCAUGUAUUUAAGUUCAAGGAAACCUGUGAAAAAACCUACGAAAACUAUUUAAUAGGAUACCUAUAUUUAUCUCAAUAUACACUUACGUACUUUUAAAUGUGAUAACAAAGCAAUCUGGAACGUAUAAGAAGGGGAAUUGACAUUCAGCUGACGAUUUAGAGAUGAGGAUGACCAUGACGGAGAUGAUAGCGUUAAUCCGAUAAUCCUUGAAGAUAUGCAGAUCGUUGCUAUGUUUGCUUUAUGAUAUGAACAAUGACACUUGUUAUUUCGAGCACUGUUGGGGUAGCCCCAUUUCAGGGACUGUCUGUUGGACAGAGUGCCAAAGACAUGCAUGCGUGUAAUACCCUAGCCAUUUGGCAGGACAAAUGGAGGUACAGUAGUAUAUCUGUGGUAGAUGCAUCCCUCAAUCCCAAAAUAUGAGCGCUAUCUCAAUUCUGUCCUCGUACUCGAAGGAGAGAUGGUUUAUAUAUUGCCAACAGCUGAAGUAUGUAGCUGUGCAGCAACUCUUAACUACACAGUUCUAGGUCUCUCAUGACAUUGCUGAGUCUGCUGCCUUUCUACAUCUUUUUCAUAGUGGUCUUUAGGGCACAUGAGAGUAAUAGCUGUUUCGCCAGUGCAAAUUACAUGGUAAAUGGAUUCAGUCUUAUUUACCCUUUGGUAAUAUUGGUUUGACUCUUAAUGUCUAAGGUGUUUCUAAUGUGUCUGAUCUGUCGGAGGGGAUGAGAAAGACCCGUUUACGUUUUUAGGCCUAAAUGUCUACUACCAUUGCCGCAGUUUGCACUCAGGGUGCCUCGCUAGAUAGACAGAAGUGAGGUUCCUAUCUCCUGGUUCCUCCCUCUGCCCUUACCAUGUUCCUUUCCUGUCUUGUGUCUUCAAUUGAAAUGAAACGCAUUGGAAAGGAACUUGACUCUGACAAUAAUAUGGGUCUGGAACCCUGCUUGUUGAUGCUUCCAUUUAAAAUUAUAACAACAUGAUGUUAUUGUGUUCUUACUGUAACACACUUCCCCUCUAAUGCACCACCUUGUCCACAACACACAUCCUAUACAUUAACUGUACAUGAUGUGACUAUGUAGGUACACAAUUAUGUGGUGUGUGUGUGUGUGUGUGUGUGUGUGUGUGUGUGUGUGUGUGUGUGUGUGUGUGUGUGUGUGUGUGUGUGUGUGUGUGGAGCCCACCUCUGAAUGUCAGUGUCUUAGCUUGGUUGUACUGCUGCAUUAAAGUGACAGUGUGCAACCAUUCA